AUGGAACCACUUUGCCAAGGAGUACGUCCCGGAGACUGCGAUCCAGACAUGUGUGGCGGUUCAUGUGAAGCACGCUACAUAAGGUUCUUCGAUCGCAACACAUUGUUGGAUAGGACCGCGAAAAGCUGUCAAUGUGUACAGGAGAAAAUCUGUUCUAUAAUUGGAAUGCAUGCUCAUGCUGGAUGUCGAACGUAUUCAUCGUUGUCUUCCGCUGGUCAACGUCUUAUUCGACUGUGGAGCAUCGAUGCGAAAGAUCGUAGAUUUCGCUUCAGCAACGACGUCAGAAAGCGUUUUUCUGAUAAACAAAGGCAUCACCAAUUAAUGAAUGGGAACAGCCGAUUCUGCUGUCGUUCAGUGACACCAAAAAGGACGAGAGCACUUCGGCUUCAGUCUGGAGCUCAAGCAAAGCAGAGCUCAAGCGAAUUUACGCCCAUUCUCUCUUUGCUUAUUACUUAUUUCAUGCUCCGGUAG
Molecule: messenger RNA, 471 nt
Organism: Necator americanus (New World hookworm)
Lineage: Eukaryota; Metazoa; Nematoda; Chromadorea; Rhabditida; Ancylostomatidae
Exons: 4
Coding region: 1-471 (156 amino acids)
Source: RefSeq, a predicted model, not a curated record